CCUCCAUGCAGCAGUGAUGGGUCUCCAGGGUUCCCUCCGGCUCUGCUGCCUCCUUGUCCUCUUUGUCUCUAUCACUGCUCUCUCUAUAAACCACAGACCCAAAAAUCUUGGGAAUGACGCCGAUGCUGGGGAGCUAAGGGAGGAUAUUCCUCAAAUCAAUCUGGAAUCAGGACUGGACCUGUUUGAAGGGGACAUUGUGUUAACACCUCAGUCUCGCAAUGCUCUACGUGAUGACUAUUACCGAUGGAACUUCCCAAUCCCCUACAUACUGGCAGAUAACUUAGAUCUGAAUGCAAAGUCUGUUAUACUAAAGGCUUUUGAAAUGUUCCGACUUAAAUCUUGCGUGGACUUUAAACCAUACGAAGGGGAGCCUACAUAUAUCCAUUUUCAGAAAUUUGGUGGUUGCUGGUCCAUGGUUGGGGACCUGAAGACUGGACAAAACCUUUCCAUUGGGGAGAGAUGCGAUUACAAGGCCAUUGUGGAACAUGAGAUUCUUCAUGCCCUGGGCUUCUAUCAUGAACAGUCACGAUCCGACCGUGAUGACUAUGUCAAGAUCUGGUGGGAUGAGAUUACUAGUGGCAUGGAACACAAUUUUAAUAAAUAUGAGGACGACUACAUCACCGAUUUGAAUACCCCAUAUGAUUAUGAAUCUGUGAUGCAUUAUGGCCCCUUAUCCUUUAAUAAGAAUGAAAAUGUCCCAACAAUCACGGCCAAGAUAGAAGCUUUCAAUGAUAUCAUUGGGCAACGUCUGGAUUUCUCUGAAAUAGACUUAGAGCGGCUAAAUCGCAUGUACAACUGCACGGCCACACACACCCUACUGGACCAGUGCUCGUUUGAGUACAUUAAUAUAUGCGGCAUGAUUCAGGGUACCAAUGAUAAUGCCGACUGGGUCCAUGAGAAGAGCAAACCAGGUCUGGAGGAUCACACUAUAGCUGGAGGCUGCCGAGAUGCUGGCUACUUCAUGCACUUUGACACUCAUUCUGGCCCAGCUGGCAGCACUGCCCUCCUCGAGUCCCGUAUUCUGUACCCAAAGAGAUCGGAGCAGUGUCUGCAGUUCUUCUACAAGAUGGACGGAAGUCCCCAGGACAAACUGGUGAUCUGGCUACGGAUAGAUGAUGGUGCCGGAAAUGUUAGAAAGAUGAAGAAAAUUCACACCAUUUUUGGUGAUAGUGACCAUAACUGGAAAAUUGCUCACGUGACUCUCAAAGGCAAUAAAAAGUUCCGCUACGUCUUCCAAGGUGUCCAUGGCGAUAAUAAGACCAGCGGUGGUAUAUUACUUGAUGACAUCAGCCUCACCGAAACGCCAUGUCCCAAUGCUGUAUGGCACGUGCGGAAUUUCUCCAAAGUUCUGGAAACAACAAAUAAAGGGGAUCGCAUUGUGAGCCGUUGUUUCUCCAGCCCAGAAGGGUACGGAUACGGGGUAUCCAUUUACCCUCAUGGACAAGUAUCAUCGCUCUAUGUAAACUACACAGGGAUCUUUUUUCACAUGUGCAGCGGAGAGGAUGAUGAUGUCAUGGAAUGGCCAGCCUUAAACAGACAAGCUAUUAUCACAGUGCUUGACCAGGACCCAAAUGUACAGCUCAGGAUGUCGGCCAGCAGGAGUUUCACAACCUUGAGUUCUCAAGUCAUAGAAUCAAUGAAUAACAUAUCACGCUGGGAAAGGCCUUCCCUUGUAGGAGCAUAUGAUCCCGAGUGUGACUGCUACAGGUCCCUUGAGUUUGGGUGGAACACAUUUAUAUCCCAGAGCCAACUGCACAGGAGGAGCUUUUUGAAAAAUGACGAUCUGAUCCUUUUUGUGGAUUUUGAAGACCUUACGUUCCUCAGUAAAACAGAAGUACCGAUCAAGCCUGCUGCACCGCGAGAACAAGAAGUGGUUCUUGAGAGGAGCAAGCGUUCUCCACAAAAUUUUGGAGAAAACCCAUGUGAUCCCAACCCCUGUUUAAAUGGUGGAGCUUGUGUCAAUGAAAAAGAGAAGGCUACCUGCAGAUGCUCCUCCAGCCAAGCCUUCUUCUAUGCCGGGGAACAGUGUGAGUCUAUGCAGAUGCACGGGAAUGUCCUCGGGAUGCUGAUUGGAGGAGGGGCAGGUACCAUUGCCCUCACUAUUGCUAUUCUUGCCAUAAUAAGCCGAAGAUAACUGCAUUGCUUUCUGCUCAUUGGAGAGACAUUAUUACUAAUAAAAAUCUCAACAAUA
This is a messenger RNA of Xenopus laevis (African clawed frog), 2191 nucleotides long. It is a transcript of the gene mep1a.L, whose product is annotated as meprin A subunit alpha L homeolog. Gene Ontology annotation, biological process: proteolysis. Lineage: Eukaryota; Metazoa; Chordata; Amphibia; Anura; Pipidae. Gene Ontology annotation, molecular function: metalloendopeptidase activity; metallopeptidase activity; zinc ion binding. The coding region runs from base 17 to 2134 and encodes 705 amino acids. The record is from RefSeq and is marked provisional. Gene Ontology annotation, cellular component: membrane; plasma membrane; extracellular region. The transcript has 14 exons.